Messenger RNA from Penicillium verhagenii, 351 nucleotides. RefSeq lists its product as uncharacterized. Bases 1 to 351 code for a protein of 116 amino acids. The transcript has a single exon. Lineage: Eukaryota; Fungi; Ascomycota; Eurotiomycetes; Eurotiales; Aspergillaceae. The record is from RefSeq and is a predicted model, not a curated record.
AUGUCCUCCAAUCCUCACCAGGUCACAGCAAGAGAGUUUGUAAGGUUGGUCAUACUCUAUGAGAGUAAGCAGGCAAGCGAACUAGGAUAUUCUACAAGCAGUGAAACCACAAGCAGCGGUCGCACAAAGAUUUCGGGUGGGGACUGGCAGCCCCUGCUCCUUCAGAAUCCCGUGGCCGAGCGUGGUGCUCGAAAUUGGUCUUUCCGAGGGCCCCGCGAAGUUGAAGAAAGACGCAGAGUUUUGGCUAAAGGAAUCUCAAGGAGAAACGAGAGCCGUCAUCACGCUGAACAUUUCGAAGGAACUUGGUCGGCUCACACUUCAGAAUUGGAUGAUGCAAGGACAAAGCAUUAG